This is a messenger RNA of Annulohypoxylon maeteangense, 947 nucleotides long. Its product is annotated as Rpp20 subunit of nuclear RNase MRP and P-domain-containing protein. Gene Ontology annotation, molecular function: RNA binding. Gene Ontology annotation, cellular component: ribonuclease MRP complex; nucleolar ribonuclease P complex. The record is from RefSeq and is a predicted model, not a curated record. Bases 169 to 762 code for a protein of 197 amino acids. The transcript is spliced from 2 exons. Gene Ontology annotation, biological process: nuclear-transcribed mRNA catabolic process, RNase MRP-dependent; rRNA processing; tRNA 5'-leader removal. Lineage: Eukaryota; Fungi; Ascomycota; Sordariomycetes; Xylariales; Hypoxylaceae.
CAUGCAAGUAACCUUGAAAGCUUCAAGGUUUAGUUCACUAUCUGGCUGCCUUCGCAGUCAAUCGGCGUGGAAAUAUUCGCCUAUAUCCGCAGAUGUGACCACCGUGUUCGGAUUAUCGAAAAGAGACGAGAGAGGGAGAACCAAGUCUAGGUUCUAUUCGCGAUAACUAUGGCUACGGAAAAGAUGUCGGAUGUCCCUGCGCAAGUCCCCGAAGACGCCAAUCAUCCGGUGAAACUGCCAGCUAUACCAAAAGGAGCCACUGUCCGAAGACGUCCCAUCCCAACUCGCACCCCCUCGACGCGUGCCUCUAAGCGCAUCUAUAUCACACCCAAGACGCCCUUUCGGUCUAUCACUGCGCGCGUACGUAAGCAGCUCGAUAAGAAUCUACGCGAGGCCUCAUCUGCAAGCAAUGCAUUCACAAAUAAGUUAGCUGCGAACAAGGGCGCGUCACUAGACGAACGAGUCCGCGCUAUACAGCGGCAUUCUUCACAGUCUGCAAAAGGCAGCGGCAACACUGGGGGGACGACGGGUCUCGAGAAUGCAGGCGAGGUCGUGGUCCUAGGUACUGGGCGUGCUAUCCAGAAGGUCGUUGAGGUCGCCCUGUUUUUUCAGAAGCAGAAUGAUUGCAUCGUACAGAUGAAGACGGGGAGUGUUGGCGCGGUCGACGAUGUGAUUCAGGAAGGAGAUGAGGAGUGGGGUGGUGAGGGAGAGGAGAGAGUUAGGAUGAUGAGUUCGUUGGAGGCGUCUAUUAGGCUUAGGUGAUGUAUUCACUGGUCUCCAAGGCUUAUAUUUUAUUGUUGGGUCCUUACAUGAGGAUAGAUGGAUCAGCCUAGGAUCUCCGCAUACAUAUCACUUCCGCCCCUAUCGACAUCCACUCCGCCUAUCACUAGUCGGUCAUUACAUGGUGGAAAUGGACGACAUAUCAAAAAUCACCAUGAAUACUCCUA